AUGAGUGACAAUUUGUCGAAAACAUAUAUUUCGAUAAGGAAAACACAGAGUUGGAAUUUCCCGGGGAAGCUCUUUUCAAUGGAGGUCCUUGCGAGUUCUUCAUUAUCCCCAAAUUUUACUAAACCUCAUAAAAUAAGCCCUAAUUUCUCAAUCCAGGUGAAAUUGUGGGUAUCUCAACCUCCAACGAUUUUAAAAGCUAGCAACUUUAGAUAUGAGAGGAAUCGUAGUAACAAGCCAAGGAGCAAUGCAAACCCAGGACUCGUGUUCGUCUGUAAUAGAUAUAUGUGUCUUCUCGAAAGAAAUGAUCAUAGGAAGUUUUCUGGGAAGGUUAUGAUGAAAUCUUCAGUCAAUUUCAGAAAGAACGUCUCCGUCGCAUUAGUUCGGCUAGUUUCUGUUCUGCUUGUCUCCUCCAUUUCUGUCGUUACCACUGAUUCACCAUCAUACAAUGCUAUCAAGAAAAUGAUUGCAACACUAGAUGAUCCUUUCACUCGGUUCUUGGAGCCUGGAAAGUUUCAGAGUUUGCGGUCUGGAACACAAGGCGCUGUUACGGGUGUUGGGCUAUCGAUAGGUUAUCCCGCUGCAUCAGAUGGAUCAACGUCUGGGCUUAUUGUUAUAUCAGCUGCUCCGGGAGGUCCUGCAAACAGGGCGGGAGUUUCAGCAGGAGAUGUUAUUCUUGGGAUCGAUAAUACAACCACAGAAACACUUACCAUAUACGAUGCUGCACAGAUGUUGCAGGGACCUGAAGGAAGCACAGUGGAGCUAGCGAUUCGAAGUGGACCUGAAACGAGAUUCUUAUCUUUGACGCGAGAGAGGGUUUCCGUGAACCCGGUGAAGUCAAGAUUAUGUGAGAUUCCUGGCUCUGGGAGUAAUUCUCCAAAGAUUGGGUAUAUCAAGCUAACAACAUUCAAUCAAAAUGCUUCUGCUGCGGUAAAGGAAGCAAUUGAGACAUUGAGAGGAAACAAUGUAAAUGCAUUCGUCUUGGAUCUUCGAGACAAUAGUGGCGGUUCUUUCCCGGAGGGAAUUGAGAUUGCUAAGUUAAAUAAAGGAGUGAUUGUGUAUAUUUGCGAUAGUCGAGGUGUUAGAGAUAUAUAUGAUACUGAUGGAAGCAAUGCUAUAGCAACCUCUGAGCCUCUUGCCGUUCUCGUUAACAAAGGCACAGCGAGUGCCAGCGAGAUAUUAGCAGGCGCCUUGAAAGAUAACAAGCGUGCUCUGGUCUAUGGAGAACCGACUUACGGAAAAGGUAAGAUACAGUCAGUGUUUCAGCUGUCUGAUGGUUCGGGCUUGGCAGUCACAGUUGCUCGAUACGAAACACCAGCUCACACGGAUAUAGACAAGGUGGGUGUUACUCCUGAUCAUCCGUUGCCGAAGUCGUUUCCUAAAGACGAAGAGGCUUUUUGUGGAUGCCUUAAGGAUCCUACGGCUGCUUGUUAUCUCAAUCAAGGCCUGCUUUUUUCUAGAUGA
Molecule: messenger RNA, 1461 nt
Organism: Thlaspi arvense
Lineage: Eukaryota; Viridiplantae; Streptophyta; Magnoliopsida; Brassicales; Brassicaceae
Source: the annotation of a GenBank genome assembly